AUGUCUGAGAAGAUGGCUUUGCAGAUUCCCAGAGGCCUUUGGAACACAGCUGUGAUGGUGAUGCUGAUGGUGCUGAGCACCCCGAAGAUUGAGGGCAGAGACACUCCAAAGGAUUUCGUGUUCCAGUUUAAGGGCUUGUGCUACUUCACCAACGGGACGGAGCAGGUGAGGAGUGUGACAAGAUACGUGUAUAACCGGGAGGAGUACGUGCGCUUCGACAGCGACGUGGACGAGUACAGGGCGGUGACGCCGCUGGGGCGGCCGGACGCAGAGUACUACAACAGCCAGAAGGACAUCCUGGAGCAGACGAGGGCGGAGAUAGAGACGGUGUGCAAACACAACUACCAGAACGAGAUCCUCACGACCUUGCAGCGCCGAGUGGAGCCUAUGGUGACUGUGUACCUGGCAAAGACAGAGGCCUUGAACCACCACAACCUGCUCAUCUGCUUGGUGACAGAUUUCUAUCCAAGUCAGAUCAAAGUCCAGUGGUUCCGGAAUGACCAGGAGGAGUCAGCUGGUGUUGUGUCCACUCCUAUUAUUAGGAAUGGAGAUUGGACUUACCAGAUCCAUGUGAUGCUGGAAAUUACUCCUCAGCGUGGAGAUGUCUACACCUGCCAAGUGGAGCACAUCAGCCUCCAGAGCCCCAUCACAGUGGAGUGGCGGGUACAGCCUGAAUCUGCCCAGAGCAAGAUGCUGAGUGGUAUUGGGGGCUUCAUGCUGGGACUGAUCUUCCUUGGCCUGGGCUUCAUCAUCCAUCGUAGGAGUCAGAAAGGACCUGCUGGGCCUCCAUCAACAGGUAAUAUUUCUUCUCUGAUCUGA
Molecule: messenger RNA, 819 nt
Organism: Elephantulus edwardii (Cape elephant shrew)
Lineage: Eukaryota; Metazoa; Chordata; Mammalia; Macroscelidea; Macroscelididae
Product: boLa class II histocompatibility antigen, DQB*0101 beta chain-like
Exons: 5
Coding region: 1-819 (272 amino acids)
Biological process (GO): antigen processing and presentation of exogenous peptide antigen via MHC class II; peptide antigen assembly with MHC class II protein complex; positive regulation of T cell activation
Cellular component (GO): MHC class II protein complex; membrane
Molecular function (GO): MHC class II protein complex binding
Source: RefSeq, a predicted model, not a curated record